This is a messenger RNA of Onychostruthus taczanowskii (white-rumped snowfinch), 3422 nucleotides long. It is a transcript of the gene DERA, whose product is annotated as deoxyribose-phosphate aldolase. The record is from RefSeq and is a predicted model, not a curated record. Gene Ontology annotation, cellular component: cytoplasm. Gene Ontology annotation, molecular function: deoxyribose-phosphate aldolase activity. The transcript is spliced from 9 exons. Lineage: Eukaryota; Metazoa; Chordata; Aves; Passeriformes; Passeridae. Gene Ontology annotation, biological process: deoxyribonucleotide catabolic process; carbohydrate catabolic process. The coding region runs from base 51 to 1007 and encodes 318 amino acids.
GCCUGCCCGGAGCUCCGCCCAGCCGGGCCGCGGGGGCGGCAGCGCGGGCCAUGGCGGGGCGGAACCCGGGCACCGAGCUGGAACUUGGCUGGAUCUCAAAAGUGUAUGUGAAUCGACCUGCAGUGGUGAGGCAUGCAGAAGAAAUUAAAAAAUGGAGAACUCUGAAAGGUAAUUGGCAAGCAGCUUGGCUGCUGAAAGCUGUCACCUGCACAGACCUCACCACCCUCUCGGGCGAUGAUACUCCUUCAAAUGUUCAAAGGCUGUGCUUUAAAGCAAAGCACCCUAUCAGAGAGGAUCUGCUCAAAGCCUUGGACAUGCAUGAUAAAGGUAUCACUGUUGGAGCAGUUUGUGUGUAUCCUGCGAGAGUCUCUGAUGCUGUGAACACCCUCAAGGCUGCUGGUUGUAACAUACCAGUGGCUUCAGUGGCUGCUGGGUUUCCAUCUGGACAAACUCCUCUGGAGACCAAACUGGCUGAAAUAAGGCUGGCAGUGGAAUAUGGGGCCCGAGAGAUUGACAUUGUCAUUAGCAGGAGUCUGGUGCUGACUGGCCAGUGGGAAGAUCUGUACCAGGAGAUCCGUCUGUGCCGUGCAGCCUGUGGAGAAGCUCACAUGAAAACAAUCUUGGCUACAGGUGAACUGGGCUCCCUUGCCAACGUCUACAAAGCCAGUAUGAUAGCUAUGAUGGCAGGCUCUGAUUUCAUAAAGACAUCUACUGGAAAGGAGGUGGAAAACGCGACCUUUCCCGUUGGCAUAGUCAUGAUGCGAGCCAUUAAGGAGUACUACUGGCAAACUGGCUACAAGGUUGGAUUUAAACCUGCAGGAGGCAUUAGGACAGCCAAGGAAGCUAUUACUUGGCUCAUGCUGGUGAAGGAGGAGCUGGGAGUGGAGUGGCUGACCCCAGAGCUCUUCCGCCUGGGUGCCAGUAGUUUACUGGGAGACAUUGAGCAGCAGAUUUUCUAUCAUGUGACUGGCUCUUAUGCACUUCAGCAUGAACUGGCAAUGGCUUAGACACAAAACCAACUCAGGAUUACUUUUACAAAGGAGGUCUUUAAGCAAACAGCAUUCAGAAGUCUUCUGACAACCAAGUGCAUAUGAUAGAAUUAAAGGCCUAAUUCUCCCUUCUUCAUAGUUCAUGGUAUUUAAAAAUAUGCUCAAGUCUGCUGGUUGUACUUGAUCCAAAAGCAGAAAAAAAAGUGGCAUUUCUGAAAUAGUUAAAUAGUUAAUACAUACAGAUUUGCAAAGUUAAUCUUGCAAAGUUCCUCAGACCAGCCUGAAAAGCUUAUUAAUGGCAACACUGAAAUACUAUGAAAGAGAUUUAGGUGGCCUGGUAACACUUUGCAUUCUCAGAAUAUGAAAUAUAUAUGGAACGUUUCAGAUUGCUAAUUAAGAGCUACUGAUCUUGGAAUAGAUUUCCAUUCACCUCAGACAAAAUCUUCUGGCACAGAUGUGUUACACUAUUAAUUCUUCUGUUGAUUCAGUCUCAGGCAUUGUAAGGGGAAAGAAGAAUGAAACUUCGUUAUUAUUUCUCUUUUAUCAAAUGUCUUCUGUAGAAAAAAAAAAAGAAAAAAAAAAAGAAAAAAAAAAGGCAAUGAGACCUCUUUUUUAUUUUUUCUAUUUUCCCCCCCAAACUUGGGCACAGACAUCCAUAUUUAGACCCUUGAAUAAAAGUGGCUUGAUUUCUGGAACAGCUGAGUAUCCACAGUUGCUCCUGAAGUUAAUGGGAGCUCUGGGUGAUCAGAACAACUGAAAAUCAAGCAGUCUCUAUAUAGGUGCCUAACUAUGCAUUCAGAGGCCUAUUUUUAGGCAUUUCACUCUUAAAAUUUUAGUCUAACUUGCUUAGAAGCUCCAAUUCCUGUCUCCUGUCAUUUUGAAACACAUUCAUGCAAAUCUUUCCAUUUUAAUGUAGGGGGGGUGACUGUCAGUUUGCAGGUGACACUGCUAGGCUGGCUGAACUUCAACUUUGCCAUUCCAAAAGAAAUACAUGAAUUUAAAAGAUGAUCUGAAUUGUGUCCUGUAUGGGGUUUAAUGCUUUAAUGUAAAAAAAAAAAAAAAAAAAAAAAAAAAAAAAAAAAAAAAAAAAAGAAAAAAAAAAGUGGUUUUUUUUCAGAGCACAUUAAGAACAAUACCCAAAUCACCAGCACCUUUUGAAUAUCAGACUGGAGCUGGUAGAUUCAUUUUAUCAGAACUGCAUUCUGCACACUAACCAGAGUUGUACUAAAAACUUAAUUAUCUUAUCAUCAUGACUAGUCUCACUGACUUAAGUAGGUCUCAUCAUGGAAGUAAGAGGAGGAGGAGGAUUUUGCUGUAAAUCAAGCUACAAGGUGCAUUUAUUACAAAGAGAUUUAUUAUAAAGAUAAUAACUCUGUUAUUUAUCUGCCUAUACCACCUGAAUCACUAGAGUGCUAAAAAAAACCUUGGACAGAUAGGAAAGCUGAUUAGGGAAAAAAAAUCAAGAAAAACAACAUAUACAGAAAGCAAAAUCCCAUAUGAAGUGCUCAGGAUUAAAAAAGGGCCUUAAUUUCUCAGGAAAUAGUUCAUCCAAGGCUUUCAGUCUUUUUCUGCUUUAGGUCUCAACACAGAAGGUGAGGCUGAGCUGUGACUCUGUUUUCAUGUUUGUUUUCCUGAAAAUGGCCCAUUUUUACCAUGAAUUUUCCUUCUGAUUUCAAUGCCAGUUUCAUCAAGGAAAAAUCCAAGUGCCUGUCUGCAUAUGGAGGGGAAAAUUCUGCUGCUGAGCUUUCAGAAACACAGAGCCUCUUACAAGAAAUCAGCUCCCACCAGGAUUUUUCCAGUCUGACCCUCUGCUGUGCCCUCCCAGCCACCACACACUGGAUUUUGCUGCUGUUUAGCUCAAAUAAAUGUUAAUAAAUGUUAUAAAUGUCCAUACUUUCAUAGUGAGGAAGUAAAGCCACUUGCAAACCACACUUUUUUUGUUGUCGGUUGUCUUUAGGACAAUUAAGGUGACAAUAAAAACUAAUUUUUUUGGAGAUACUUUAGUUUGUAGGUGAAGGACUCUGUGUAGUACCUGAAAAUUACUGGAGGUCCAACUUUGCCACCUUGCUUUGUAAGGUGAGUCUCUGAGAACAGCCUCAGUGUCUCCAUGGGAGCUGUGUUGAUGAAAGAAGUUGCCAGGAGAAAUUCUGGUUUUGGUGUGCACAUGGGCUGCUGGUGGUGACCCCAGGGGUGACAGCUCUGUUUGCAGAGGGAGAGAGUUCCUGAAGAGUUGAGGAUAGCCACUUCCCUUCUCCAUGAACCUUGAAACGCCCCUAUGUGAAAUACUGUGCCACUCCAAGCUUCUCUGUUUUCACAGAAGCUCGAUUGGAAUGCAGUUUAUACAUUUUUUCUGCUCAAAACUUUUGUCAAAAAAGGAAAAAAAAAUUAACAGGGUCUGUAAACACAUCCAAAUAAAGAUGAUUCUGGUUUGGA